This is a messenger RNA of Chironomus riparius, 341 nucleotides long. Lineage: Eukaryota; Metazoa; Arthropoda; Insecta; Diptera; Chironomidae. The record is from the annotation of a GenBank genome assembly.
AAAUAUUUCACAAAUUCAGCAGAAAAAAAUUUAAAAAAAUGUCUGGAAACUUAAAAUCCACAGUCGAAAGUAAUGAAGUUUUAUAUGACCAUCAUGGCUACAAAUUUGACGAUCCAUCUCUGAAAGGUUUAAAUCGAUAUUUUAAUAAUUCAACAAUCCGUGGGAGAGCAAAUGUUGCUGCAACAACAGUUGGACUGAUUUUUGGUUUUGUGAUUCUCAACAAAGUACAGAAAUUUUUCGGCACAAGUAAAACAGAAAAUCCAUUAGAUAAAGCUCAAGUUUAAAUUGGAAGAGAAAAAGAAAAACUUUUGUGACCUUUAACGAAAUAAAAGAAGGAGGGG